AUGGAUUCUCUGUACAUCGCUAUAGAGCUAGUGAUCGCCGUACUGUCAAUCGCUGGUAAUGUACUGGUGUGCUGGGCUGUGGCCAUCAACUCCACUCUCAAGAACGCCACCAAUUACUUUCUGGUGUCACUAGCCGUGGCAGAUAUUCUGGUUGGCUGUCUUGCCAUCCCUUUUGCCAUCACUAUAAGCAUUGGUCUGCGCUCAGACUUUUAUGGAUGUCUUUUCCUGGCGUGUUUUGUUCUGGUACUGACUCAAAGUUCAAUAUUUAGUCUUCUUGCGGUUGCCAUCGACAGAUAUCUGGCUGUAAAAAUCCCCCUGAGAGCAACACCCCUGAUUGUGGAAAGAACAGACCCUCUGUCUGCUCUGGCGCGGGAGUAUGGUGGAUCUAAGAGGAACGCUCUACUGAAGUGGUGCCAGAAGAAAACAGAGGGCUAUCCGAAUAUAGAUGUGACAAACUUCAGCAGCAGCUGGAGUGAUGGCCUGGCAUUCUGUGCUCUGUUACACACCUAUCUACCUGCACAUAUCCCUUACCAGGAGCUCAUCAGCCAAGACAAGGGACGAAAUCUCACUCUGGCAUUCCAAGCAGCUGAAAGCAUUGGUAUCAAGACCUCUCUGGACAUUGAUGAGCUGAUGCACACAGACAGACCGGACUGGCAAAGUGUAAUGCAGUAUGUGGCUCAGAUCUAUAAGUACUUUGAGACUUAAUGUGUAAUUGGAAGAAAUGAAGAAGAAAGAAAAAGAAGAAGAGGCACAGAAGCACUUUUUUUUUUUUGGCCUGGUCCAGUUCUUCCUUCACAGCCAGUGAUUCUAAUUAAAAACAGACAGACACAGUUCUGUAGUGUU
Molecule: messenger RNA, 843 nt
Organism: Pimephales promelas (fathead minnow)
Lineage: Eukaryota; Metazoa; Chordata; Actinopteri; Cypriniformes; Leuciscidae
Source: RefSeq, a predicted model, not a curated record